CUUCUCUUCUCUCAUCCUAAAACGUGCAUCCCGAUUAGGAAUCGGAAGCUGCGCCGCAUGCAGGUCAUCUUCCCCCUAAGAAUUUCAUUUGCGCAACUAGUUCCAUUGUUGCUUCCAUUCAUUCAUUCAUUCACUUAUUCAUUGACUAAUUAUAUAAAGAUACUUAUCUCUUGUAAUUGUUAUAAAAAUAGUUUACUAUUGAAAUCUCUAGUGUAUCAAUUAACUUUUUUAAAGAAUUGAUUUAUUUGUAUACUAACUAGAAUUAGAAUAUAUCAAAUUGAGAUCGUGUGGGGGAAAUGUCACUUAGCAAUCCAAAUCUUGAAGGAUACUCAAUUGUUCGAGAAUUUUGGUUAAAAUACUAUAAUCCUUCGAAACAAACAUUUAUUGCUCCUAAAAAAUGUAGUGGAUGUUAUAAUGAUGAUAGAUUUGUAAUUUGGGCAGUAUCAGUUGCUGCACAAGCUGUAGUUGAUGGAGCUAGAAUUUAUCCUGAAUUAAGACCUUUAAUUCCUAAUGCUAUUCGUAUUUUUCAAAAAUAUAAGAAUCAACAUAUUAAGGGAUAUUCAGCUGCUGAAAAUUCUGGUAAUGAUAGAGAUAUUUAUUAUGAUGAUGAUGCUCAAGUUGCUAGUGCCUUUGUUACAGCUUAUGAAGUUACUGGUGAAAAAUAUUAUUUAGAUCAAGGUCGUGAAUUGGUAAGAUUUCUUAUGGGAGGUUGGAAUGAUAAUCCAAAUGCUAAGACUAAAGGAGGAGUUAGUUGGCAUGUAACUAAUCAUUAUUUGAAUGCUUGUACUACUGCUGAAGUUGCUAAAGUUUGUUUACAAAUUUCAAAAUUUUUACCUCAAGAAGCUCAUUAUUAUGUUGAAUUUGCUGCUAAAUGUGUUGAUUGGUUAAUUGCAGUUUUACAAGAUCCAGGUGAUAAAUUAAUUAAGGAUGGAGUUCAAGAUACUUCUACUAAUAUUAAUGAUACUAAAUGGACUUAUAAUUUAGGUACUACAUUAUCAGCUUCUUCUCAUUUAUAUUUUAUUACAAAAGAUAAGAAAUGGAAAAAAAUUGCUGAUGAAUUAGCUAAUGCUGGUAUAAAUCGUGGAGUAUUCUUUUAUGAUCGUGAUUAUGAUAAUUCAAAAAGAUAUUGGAGAGAUUCAUCAUAUUUUGUUCAAUUAUUAAUUGAAGGACUUGCUGAUUAUUUAUUAUAUGUUGGUGAAGAAGAUAAUGGAGAUUUACCUCAAAGAAUUCAUGAAGAAAUUAAAAGACAUUUAGUUAUGUUUUAUGAAUUUAUGAGAGAUCCUAAGGAUGGAUUAUAUAUUCAAAGUUUUGAACCUCAUUUAACUUAUAAAGAAGUUUAUGAAACUAAAUAUAAAGCACAAUUUGGUGAUAGAAAAGGUUGGGGAUUAAAAGAUGAAGAUAAAGAUGGUGAUCAACCUCAAAAAUGUUUAAUGGGUUGUGCAGCAGCUGCCAGAGUAUUUUUUCAAGGUGCUAGAGUUGUACCUCAAAUUUAGACCUUAAAAGUAAAGUAAUGAUUUGCUUAUAUUGACCUUAUUGUUUUAUUAUGUUAAU
Scheffersomyces amazonensis is the source of this 1551-nucleotide messenger RNA. RefSeq lists its product as uncharacterized. The record is from RefSeq and is a predicted model, not a curated record. The transcript has a single exon. Bases 297 to 1493 code for a protein of 398 amino acids. Lineage: Eukaryota; Fungi; Ascomycota; Pichiomycetes; Serinales; Debaryomycetaceae. Gene Ontology annotation, biological process: carbohydrate metabolic process.